This is a messenger RNA of Salvelinus fontinalis (brook trout), 5066 nucleotides long. RefSeq names its product hyaluronan mediated motility receptor-like. Gene Ontology annotation, cellular component: membrane. NCBI's taxonomy places the organism in Eukaryota, Metazoa, Chordata, Actinopteri, Salmoniformes, Salmonidae. Gene Ontology annotation, molecular function: hyaluronic acid binding. The coding region runs from base 212 to 3154 and encodes 980 amino acids. The record is from RefSeq and is a predicted model, not a curated record. The transcript has 18 exons.
CUGGUGGAAGUCUAAUUUCCUCUGCCCUGAUUGGUUAAGUAUGUGUCGUCUCUUUUCCGAUUGGUAAUGACGUAAAUAGUUUUGAAAUUUCAACAGCGGCUCGGUUUGUGUUGUUUUGCAUUUGGAGCGCUGCUUUGGCUCAUAGUGACUAGCUAUAACUUAAUCUGCAGCUACCGAUUUUCUAGAGAACUAUUUCUUCCAAACCUAAGCCAUGUCUUUUUCAAGAGCUCCAGUGAAGCGAUUUAAUGAAAAUAUCGGCUGCGCCCCAGCACCCGGUACCUACGAGCUGAAACCAGGAGAGGUGAAGGGACCUGCCUCUUUCCGCCGGUCAGAACGCUUCAAACUGCUCAUGGCCAGUGAUGCUCCCAGCAUGCUACCACCAUCUCCUUUUAAAGAUGUGCCCAUGUCACCUGUGCGUAGGACCAUGUCUGUGGAUGGUCUGGUUGACGGGUCCAUGUCAAAGAAAGACAAGAGUGGCCUAUCGAUGCAGAUGAAACAGCAGAAACUCCUGGAGAAAGAGAUCCGCUCUCUGGUGCAGCAGCGCGGGGGGCAGGACAGGCGCCUGGUAACCCUGGAGGAGGAGCUGAGGAAGGUGAAGGCCAAGCUGUCUUCUGUGGUCAGGGAUAAGACUGGUCUGGCAGCUAACUUCACCACCCUGGAGAGACAGCUGGCUGAGCUCAAGAAGACUAACGAGUUCCUCAAGAACAAGGUUUCUGCAGACACCACUAAGAAGAGAUUCCAGUCUAUGUCUAUGGAGCUGAUGGAGGCAAGAAACAAACUGGAUGUCAAGGACAAGGAGCUGAGUUUCCUGCAGAUCAGUACAGAGGGCCAGGUGAAGUUGCUGGAGACAGACCUGGAGGCAGCCAGAGCGACACUCACCGCCCUGAGGGAGAGGAACGAGGACCUGGAGGACCUCCACCACGACACCAAAGUCCACAACGAGGAGCUGGAGAAUGAGAUGGGUACACUGCAAGCUGUGAUCCAGGAGCUGAGAGAGGAGGUCGAUGUUCUUCAGGGUUACCUGGACGCAGCCAACGACCACAUCCAGGACCUGCAUAUGAAGCUUCGUAAGAAGACAGAGAUGGAGAACAGCAUGUCUGAGUCUCAGCACGAGAAACUGGGUCAUCUUGAGCAGAAACAGGAGCUGUGCACCGCGGAGCUCUGGAACUCUCAGAACAUUCUCCGUCAGAAGGAGGAGGAGUCAGAGAAAGGUCAACAGGACCUGCAGGCUUCCCGGGAUGCUUUGAAGGAGACCGAGAAGCUUCUGGAGCGGCGAGAGGCGGAGCUGACGUCCUCCCAGAAGGUAUUGGGAGAGAUGGAAACACAGAUGCAGCGGGCCAACCAGGAAGUAUCUGACUCCCAGAGGGCAGUGCGGCAACAGGAUGCGGAGGUAGUGCAUCUGAGGGAGGUGCUGAGGAGGACAGUGGAGGAGCUGGAUGAGAGAGUAGCUCACCUGGGAGAGAAGUGCAAAAUCCUGGAGGAGGAGAGAAGUAGGGGCCAGGGGAGAGUGGAGGAGCUGACUGCAGAGCUGAGCCUCCUGCAGGAGAACUGGAGGAGUGAGAAGGAGGUGCAGGAGCAGCUGGCGCAGACACACACCUCCCUGGCUGAGGAGCUGAAGAAGGAAAAGGAGCGUACAGCCUCCCUGGCCUCGGGGCUGGAGAGAGUUAGGGAGGAGACCGAGGACGAGAGGAAACAGUUGGAGGAUGAGUUGGAGGAGGCUCUAGUGGAGCUGUCGGUUCUGGAGUUGCAGGAAGAGAGGAGGGAAGAGGAGGAGAAGAGGAGAGACGAGGCCUUACAGAGUUUUCAGCAGGAGAAGACUGAGAUGGAGAGGGAACUGACUGAGACCAGAGCACUGCUUGAAAGCACCAGACAGGCCCUGAAGGGAGCAGAGGAGAGGAGUAGAGCGCUGGAGGAGGAGGUGGAGAGGGUGACUAAGCUGAUGGAGAGAGUGAAUCAACAGGAGGAGGUGGAAAAGCUGAGGGAGGAGAUGGAGGAGGAACAGGAGAAACAUCAAGCUAACCAGCAGGUUCAGGAGAAAGCCAGAAAUGAGUAUGCAAGAAUUCUGUUUGAGGUACAGACACAGUUAGCUCAGAGAGAUGAUGAAAUGAAGAAGGCUGAGGAGGUGUUGCAGAGACAGCUGCAGGAGGAGAGGAUGGAGAAAGAGGAGGUGCAAAGGCUACUCCAGCAAGCUAGAGAGGAGAACGAGGAGCUUCAAAGGCUAUUUAAGCAAACUAAAGAGGGGGUGCAGAGGCUACUGGAGCAGGAGAAAGGAGAGGGGGAUGUGCAGAGGAGAGACGUGAAGCAUGGGAUGUCAGAGGAGGUGGGGGGACGAGAGAGACUGGUGGAGGGGGUAGAGGAGGAGAAGCUAACUCUUCAGUGCUUGGUAGGGGAGGUGAAGGAGAAACUGAGCCUUCAAAAACAGUCGGAGAAGAUGGAGGACCAGGUAAAGAAAUAUCUGCCAUCUCUAGAGAACCACAUGAAGGAGGUAGAGAAAGAGAGGGAUGAUCUGAAAACAGUAGUGGUGUUUGAAAUUGACAAACAGGGCCUUCAGAACCAGGUAGAACUGAUGGAAGAGAAGGUUUCUCUCCAGAGCCAGGUGGAUGUGGUGGUCCAGGAGGUUUCUCUCCAGAGCCAGGUGGAUGUGGUGGUCCAGGAGGUUUCUCUCCAGAGCCAGGUGGAUGUGGUGGUCCAGGAGGUUUCUCUCCAGAGCCAGGUGGAUGUGGUGGUCCAGGAGAAAGUGACUCUCUAUUGGGAGAUGGAGGAACAGAGAAGAGACUUCCAGAGAAUGCUGCUGGAGACUCAAGACAAGAGUGAUGCAGAGACGGAACACUGGAGGAGACAGUACGAGGAGCUCUACGCCAAGGUCAAGCCCUUCCAGGAGCAGCUGAAUGGGUUUGCUGCGGAGCGGGACUCGCUACUGAACGAGAACGGGGCGAACCAGGAGGAGCUAACACGGCUAGCGGACGCCUACGCUCGUCUGCUGGGCCACCAGAACCAGAAACAGAAGAUCAGACAUGUGGUGAAGCUCAAAGAUGAGAACAUUUCCCUCAAACAGGAAACCGCUGUUGAAAGUUACACAGACCGACAAUGGCCAGACACUAGUAGAAGGCACCAACUGCCCUGCGUGAACAGGACAAAUAAUUUUGAGUCAUGAGGGUGUUGGUGUUUGCAAUCCUGUAUAUGUUUAGGGGAAACAAAUGCCUUUAUUUGACCAUCCUAUAGAGCCAUCAGAACCAACGUGUGAAUGCUAUCUGUUUCAGCAUAAAGCACGCCCCUGUCGUCUUUCUUUUGCUACAUAAGCAUUCAUAUUAAGCACUAAAUAAAUGUUUGUUCAACAUAACAGUUUUGUAUAAUGCAAAUACACAGUGCAUUUGGAAAGUCAGACCUCUUGACUUUUUCAUGUUACCUCCUUAUCCUAAAAUGGACUCAAUUGUUUCGUUUUUUUUUUCAAUCUACACACAAUACCCACAAUGACAAAGCAAAAACAGCUUUAAAAAAAUAAAAACUCACAUUUUACAUAAGUAUUCAGACCCUUUACUCAGUACUUUGUUGAAUCACUUUGGGCAGCGAUUACAGCCUCAAGUCUUCUUUGGUAUGAGGCUACAUGCUUGGCACACCUGUAUUUGGGGAGUUUAUCCCAUUCUCUGCAGAUCCUCUCAAGCUCUGUCAGGUGGAGGGUCGGUGCCCAGCUAUUUUCAUGUCUCUCCAGAGAUGUUCGAUCGGGUUCAAGUCCGGGCUCUGGCUGGGUCACUCAGAGACUUGUCCCGAAGCCACUCCUGCGUUGUCUUGGCUGUGUGCUUAGGGUCGUUAUCCCGUUGGAAGGUGAACCUUCGCCCCAGUCAGGUCCUGAGCGCUCUGGACCUUUCAUAAAGGAUCUCUCUGUACUUUGCUCCGUUCAUCUUUCCCUCGAUCCUGACUAGUUUCCCAGCCCCUGCUGCUGAAAAACAUCCCCACAGCAUGACGCUGCCAACACCGUGAUUCACCGGGGGGAUGGUGCCAGGUUUCCUCCAGACGUGAUGCUUGGCAUUCAGGCCAAAGAGUUCGAUCUUGGUUUCAACAGACCAGGUGCCUUUUGGCAAACUCCAAGCGGGUUGUCAUGUGCCUUUUACUGAGGAGUGGCUUCCGUCUGUCCACUCUACUUUAAAGGCCUGAUUGGUGGAGUGCUGCAGAGAUGGUUGUCCUUCUGGAAGGUUCUCCCAUCUUCACAGAGGAACGCUGGAGCUCUGUUAGAGUGACCAUCGGGUUCUUGGUCACCUCACUGACCAAGGCCCUUCUCCCACGAUUGCUCAGAGUCUUGGUGGUUCCGAACUUCUUCCAUUUAAGAAUGAUGGAGGCCACUGUGUUCCUGGGGACCUUCAAUGCUGCAGAAAUGUGUUGGUACCCUCCUCCAGAUCUGUGCCUCGACACAAUCCUGUCUCGGAGCUCUACGGACAAUUCCUUCGACCUCCUGUCUUGGUUUUUGCUCUGACAUGCAGUCAACUGUGGGACCUUGUUUAGACAGGUGUGUGUGUGCCUUUCCAGAUCAUGUCCAAUCAAUAGAAUUUACCACAGGUGGACUCUAAUCAAGUUGUAGCAAUAUCUCAUGGAUGAUCAAUGGAAACAGGAUGCACCAGAGCUCAAUUUAGAGUCUCAUAGCAAAGGGUCUAAAUACAUAUGUAAGUAAGGUAUUUCAGUUUUAUCUUGAAUAAAUUAGCCAAACAUGUUUUGCCUGUUUUCUUUUUGUCAUUAUGGUAUAUUGUGUGUAGAUUGAGGAAAAACGUUUUAUUUAAUCCAUGUUAGAGUAAGGCUGUCACGUAACAAUGUGGAAAAAGUGACGGGCUGAAUACUUUCUGAAGGCACUGUAGAUGUUUCAGCUAGAAUCAUUUUAGCAUGACUUAUUUUGUGUGUAAUCAACAUUUUUGGUAGUUUUCUUUCCAGAGGAGGAAACUUCUCUCUUUUUGACUUUGUAAAAAAAUAUAUAUAUAUAUAAUUGUAUUCUUCCAAAAUACCGACUCUUUUCUAAAUAAAGCUCAAUGUUUGCCCUUCUCCUUCACUCUGAGAGAAGCGGGAGGAUUGUUUUCAAUGAA